AUGUAUCACCUAUUCAAGGGGUUGUACUACUAUGCCACGACGAAGGAAGAGUACUCGAUACUCCUCCUCGGUCUCGACAAUGCCGGCAAAACGACCCUCCUCGAAAAGAUAAAAUCAAUCUACCUCCCCGGCGCCCCUUCUCCAAAACAAGGCGCCCAACCCCCCACCGUCGGCCAAAAUAUGUCCACAAUCCCCCUCCCUCACCCUCAUCCGCCCAUCUACCUAAAACUCUGGGACAUCGGCGGUCAAGAAUCCCUCCGAAACCUAUGGACACAAUACUACACUUCCUCUCACGCAAUAGUCUUCGUGGUUGAUUCGACAGAUAAAGCCAGAAUAGAAGAGUGUAGAGAUGUACUGGAAAUUGUGACAAAUGCAGAAGAUACAGAGGGGAUUCCGAUAUUGAUGCUGGCGAAUAAACAGGAUAGGGAGGAGAGUUUGGAGGUUGAGGAGAUUAAAGAGGUGUUUAAUAAGAUUGCGGAGAGGUUGAGUGCUAGGGAUAGUAGAGUUUUGCCGAUUAGUGCUUUGACAGGAACUGGCGUUAGAGAAUCUGUAGAAUGGUUGGUAACGAGGAUCAUGAGGAAUAAGGAGUAUAGACCUCCGCUGAUGCGGUGA
This is a messenger RNA of Orbilia oligospora ATCC 24927, 612 nucleotides long. RefSeq lists its product as uncharacterized. The record is from RefSeq and is a predicted model, not a curated record. Lineage: Eukaryota; Fungi; Ascomycota; Orbiliomycetes; Orbiliales; Orbiliaceae. The transcript has 5 exons. Gene Ontology annotation, cellular component: Golgi apparatus. Gene Ontology annotation, molecular function: GTP binding; GTPase activity. Bases 1 to 612 code for a protein of 203 amino acids. Gene Ontology annotation, biological process: protein localization to organelle; intracellular protein transport; Golgi to plasma membrane protein transport.